GGCGUCGGCCCACGCACUCGCUUCUGGAACCAGCCUGGCGUCGGCCCAACGGCUGGCUGGACCUUCGGGGUCCACCGCCUCCGCAGCCAGGCGUACCGCACCGCUCAAACCCUAAACUAAACCCUCCUCUCCUCCGGAAUCUCGCCGCCGGGCCAUGGCGGCGGAACCGUUGGAGCCCGACUCCUCUCGGGAUCCUCAACCCGCCCCCUCCUCCGCCGUUACCGUCGCCACCGGCGUAGGCGGCCCCAACCCGUGCUGCGCGAAGCUAUGGAAGAAGUAUCAGAAGUUGGAGACGAGCCGGACGGCGCUGCGGGAGGCGGUGAAGCUCCUGCAGAGCGAGAACGAGAAGCUGCAGAAGGAGAACUCUGAGCUCAGCAAAGUGUGCAAGGAGGAACGUCUCCGAGGUGAUUCAGCAGAAUCAGCUAGGGAAACUGAGUCUGAUGCCAGAGAUCUACUAGAGAAGGAGAUAAUUGAAUUGAAGGCACAGAACUCAACUCUGCAGCAAACACAAACUAUCUGCAAAAAUGAUAAUGAACUUUUACGCAUCUCCAAAUUGGAGGAAGAAAAUAUAAAUCUUAAACAGGUUGUAGGAGAAGAAAGGAAGAAGAUUACUUAUGAGAAGAAAAAAGUUGAAGAAGAAAAGAACAAGGCUCUAGAAAUGCAAAAGAUAUUGAAGUCGGAGACACAGAAGUCUGAAGAGUACAGAAAGGUUGCUGAUACGGAAAGGAAAAUAGCCAAUGAUUGGCGAUUAUCGUGUGAAAGAUUGAGGAGUGAAACAAAUGAAGCCAAAGCACAGUUGGCUGCUCAGCUUCAGAAAACAGAGGUGGCGCUUAAAAGGGUUGAAGCUGAGAAGCAGAAGGUACCCAGAGAAAAGAAACGUGCUGAUUCAGAGAAAUCUUUGGAUGAAAAGAACAAAACGCUAAUUGAAGUUGAGAGGAAAAAAGUAAUGGAAGAGAAGAGCCGUGCUGACAAUUUGUUUGCAAAGUUAGUGGAGCAGAAGAAACUUAAUGAGGAUUUACGAACUAGCAUUAAAGUUGAGAGAAAGAAUGCAAUAGAGGAGAAAAAACGAGCAGACCAUCUACUUCAAAAGUUUGAAGAGGAGAGAAUUUUUUUGCAGAGGAAGUCAAAUGAACUUCGCGCCGUAAGAGAUGUAAUUUCUUCCGGCAAAUAUGGGAGGCAACAUGUUGAUAGAGCUUCUGAAAGUGCAAAUGUAAAGCUUCUUAAAGAGAAGCUUAAGCUGAAGAAAGGGCAACUAAAGCAUGUGAAAAAUGUGUCGAAGCUAGAUAAAGCAAAAAACACUUUGAUAAGAAGAGAGCUUCAGCGCUUAAAACAAGACUGGAUGCAGCUACUGAGCCGAUUUAACAUGCUCGAUGACCAUCUUGCUGGUGGUAUUGAAGGUAUUCAUGUCUUAACAGAGUUGAAGCAACAUCCGGAGAUGCAUGGCUUUGAACAGAAUCUCCUUCCUAAUGAUCCAGUUACUGCCCCAUAUUUUGGGUUGCAGUCUGGGAUGGUACCAUUUGGCUCUUGUAUCCCAAGAGGAUACACUUCGUAUCAGUUGCCCAGAGAAAGCUGCACAAGACCAAUCUCAGGUACUAGUUCUGAACUAGGGCUUCCUCUUGGUAGUUCUCUCAGAACAAAGUCUAAAAGUCACCACAGAUCUUCAUGUCGCACAUCCAAAUCUGAUGAAAAGUUCAUGGGCUCACAGGGUAAGGAUAGCCUGUUUGUAUCCUCAUCAACAGAUAUCAGAAAAAACCAGAAUUCAGUUGUUCCCGAGCUGCCCACUAAAGAUAGUAAUGAUACAACAAGGCAAGAUGAUAGAGCACUGUCUCGGGAAGCAUUGAAUUUGUCCUUGUCUGCUGGUACAGAAAUUACAGUUAAAGCUCUCGGUGGUGAGAGGAAAAGAAAAAGGACCAAAAAGCUUCUAGAAUCCACUGCUUGUCUUACCUCUAAGCAUGAUUUGCUGCAUUUGAAAUCGAAAGUGCAUGCUACCACUUUGAAUGACAUUUUAGCAUUUAAGGAUGAUCGUUCAGGUCUGCAGCAAGAAAAUGACAUCAUGCCGUGUGUGACUGAAGGUGACAUGGAAAAUCAUAGGAGGAAAUAUCUUGCUGUCGCUGAUAAAGCUCUUCCCUUCAGUUGCCCUGCUAAAAUGCCUUCUCCUUGUGGAGGAAAUGCUUGUGUAGGUAGCAAGUUUGCCUUGUUGCUCUCCUUUGAGGAAAUGAUCCGUGGAAACUGCUUGAAGUUGCUCAAUUUGGACAAUUAUGCGGAUGAGGAAAAGUACAGGAAGACAAUGGAGAGGCCUCUUUCACCAGACCUGCCCAUUAUUCGACCCCGCAGAACUAAUGUGCCUACAUAUGAAGAACCUCGCAAUUUGGGUGAUAAAACCUUCAACAAUUGUCCUGCCUCAGGAUCUGUUGCCAUUGAUUUCAAGACGAGGUUGAUCCAGCUUGAUCCAUCCUCUAAUAGAAUUGAGUGUAGUGACAGUGUUAAACAGCUUUAUGCAAAUGAAAAAUCCAGUGCAGCAGGCGUGCCAGCCAAUGCUUCUUUGGGCAGCCUUUUACAUGAGGACGAGGCCCGGAAUUCUGUAGCAUCUUCUGCCAAGAAGUCAGACAAUACCAGUAGACCAGUGUUGUCAGAAAGUAAUUACAAUGGUCAUCCAAAUUCCAUUUUGUAUUCACGGCAUUUGUGCCAGGAGGCGCUUAACAAAAACAGUUCCCAUCAGAUUUGUGACAAAUCAUCAGAUCCUGGACUGCAAGCUAUUGCUGGGAAAAGUAAAACAAAAGUGCCCAAGCCAGUCAAGUUGGACUCAAAUAGUAUGAUUGGGCAUCAUUGUUUGUCCCAAAAAACUCCAAUGCACUUAGUUGGAUUUAUGAGAAUGAAAAUAAGCAAAAUGGUAAACUUAUUUCGAUAUUGGGAGACACUGAUUUCUGAAGCUGGAAAGCUUUCUAAAGAAGCUUCGAUUGAUGGUUUGUUACUUGAAAGAGUAUCAACUGAACCGUCGCUACCUACAGAAGAGAAGGUUUCCCUCAUAUUUUCCCUUUUGUUGUCGGAUAUUAGAUUCGAUGCAGAACCUUUUGCGGGUGGAAAUUUUGACGCCUCAGCCUUUUCCUUGAGUGUGAAAUCUUGUAUGGAAGCAAGGUGGAUCUUUCUGAAAAGGGAUCAGCUGGAUGUUCUUGUCUCAUUAAUUGUGGAUUUUCUCGUGAAUAAAGAAGUUGUGGUGUGCGAAAAAAAGGGACAGAAGGUUUCUGAUGCAAGCAAGUAUCAUAAUCUAGAUGAUGAAUCUGGUCUACAGUUAUCCACUAAACCUGCGACAAUAGAUCAAUUUGUCUCUGCUUGCAUUCUGUUGGCUUCCCUAUGUAUUGAAGUGGAGAGAGUGGAUGUUGCUUUAGAGGUUUCGUACAAAGUUCUUCAGAUGGGUAAAAGUAAUCUUUCUUGGACUCUGUUAGCUCUCCAUGUCUUUGGUUCUUUGUGUGGUGAUAAGUUCCUCCUUCCAAAGAGUUGCAACUUUGUCAUGACAGCUAUAUGUUUGGUUGUCCUGCUUCUUGAGAGCAAAGACACUUCUCUGUGCCUUGUGUCAUCAUAUAUUCAGAGAAAUAGGCCAACAACAUUUCUGUCCUGUGCACAUUGCCUGUUUAAUGUGGAUACGGUUUCUAUAGAUGGUUUUAUCUCUUCUCUACUGGAUGAGCUGGAUUUGUGUUCUCGGCUGUGGAACAAUCAUGACAACUCAAAAGAAACUAUUGCAAGGUGCAGUUCUCAUUUGGGAUCAAGUAGUGGACUGGAGAUCAACUGUGGUGAACCUUGCAAUAUUUUCAAGCAAGGAAAACUUGCUGAGGAUACUCAUAACUAUCCUGCAGGGAUUGACUUGUGCUACUUUACCGAACUAAUUUCUUUGCUUGAGCUCUUUGGGAUCUAUAUGAACUGUGAGUGGACAUACAACAAUGUUGUUGUCCGCCUUCUGGAAAUUUUGGAAUCAUGCACGUGUGAUGAGUAUUCAGCUGCUCUGUUAGUGCUUGUUAGCCAGCUCGGAAGGUUCUUCAUUGAUGAUGUUGGUUAUGAGCAGAGAGCAGUUAGUGAGCUGAGGAACAAAUUGUCAUUGUUAAUAGGGACAAGUUUUACAAAAUCAAGGAGUGUAACUGUUCAGUUUUCUGGUAUUGGUGCAUUGCUUAGCCUCCUUCCAUUGCCAUUUGACAAAAUUGUUGGUACACAAAGUAGACCAUUAUCAGGUCCCUUUGUUCUGCAAGCAAGUCGGAUUUCUGAAUGGUUUGUUCAGUUAAGCAAGGAGCAUCAAUCUUUAGCUCUUUCCUUUUUUAGCUGAGAGUCAUUAUUGCUGCAUGCGUGGCUUGGCCUUCCAUGGACCACAAAGAGUGCCUUGUGAAAUUUUGAUCUGUUCCUCACAUGUGUAUUCAUGGUCUCACAACAUGAUGUUGGAUUCUCCCUUGCCGAGACAGCACAAAACGGAGUAUCUUUAUUCUUGUCUUUGAAGAUGCAGAACUUCUCUGCAGAUCAUGAUCUAUUGUCAACAUCAUGUUGUUGCAACAUUUGUACAAAAUCAGCUAAGGAAUAACAGAGUGUUUGGAUACAAAUGGAGAACCAAGAAAUGCUGGGUUUGGACUAAGAAUUGUGUUUUUCAGCAUAAAUCUGAGUCCAACAGGGUUACCAGAAAUAUUUGUUUCCUGCGGGAUAACAAACUUAAUGAGUACAUCAUAGAUUAUUGAAUCAAGGGCUCUUAAUUUGUAGAGAUUGUCUAAUUAAACGUGACAUUGGGCCUUUGUAAGAUUAUGUUCUGAUCUGACAGAUCUGAAGAGACAGCAAGGUCACGAUCGGCAACAGAUGGAUGAGAUUUCGAAUACGUUACAGCCGACAGGAUUCAGAUAGCUUGGUCUCGCCAAAAUCAACAUUUGGUAAUGCAUACUGUGCAUUGUAUUCUGCUUUUCAGAUAGCAGAGAUAGGCUAGAUUUCUAUGCCAAUGCUUUGGAAGGAGGUGAUCCAAGUUUUAAUGAUCUCGCGUACUCCCCCCCCCCCCCCCCCCCGAUGGAGAAUAGAGGUAGAUAUGUCGAAGAGGUAUUUGCCUAUCUUCUGGGCCUGUAGCCUGUACCUUUUCAUCUGUCGAAGAGGUAUUUCCAGAUCUGAAGUUCUAUAAUUUGGAAGCUUGUUACAUCACUCUUUGUGUUGACAUGCUCGCGCCAAUUUUCUCAAA
Phragmites australis (common reed) is the source of this 5194-nucleotide messenger RNA. RefSeq lists its product as uncharacterized. Bases 155 to 4312 code for a protein of 1385 amino acids. NCBI's taxonomy places the organism in Eukaryota, Viridiplantae, Streptophyta, Magnoliopsida, Poales, Poaceae. The transcript has 8 exons. The record is from RefSeq and is a predicted model, not a curated record.